Messenger RNA from Petromyzon marinus (sea lamprey), 3984 nucleotides. It is a transcript of the gene HTR7, whose product is annotated as 5-hydroxytryptamine receptor 7. The record is from RefSeq and is a predicted model, not a curated record. Lineage: Eukaryota; Metazoa; Chordata; Hyperoartia; Petromyzontiformes; Petromyzontidae. Gene Ontology annotation, molecular function: G protein-coupled acetylcholine receptor activity. Gene Ontology annotation, cellular component: plasma membrane. Gene Ontology annotation, biological process: G protein-coupled receptor signaling pathway.
AUGAUGAGUGCGCUUUGUGAGUAUUUGCGUGAGUGAGUGAGCGUCGCUAUGGAUGGACGUGAGCGUGAGUGUGAAUGUCAAGGUGUGAGCGAGUGUGAGCGAGUGUGAAUUCCCGGCACCGUUGCGAGAUUGGACCCAGAGCGCCACCACCACCACCAGCAGCAGCUAAAGACCCGACAUCGAACCGGACUCUCCAGCGCCAUGGUGCUGGAAUUGAACUCGAGUUUCACCGCCGCAGCCGCCUCCUCCUCCUCCGUCGCUGCCUCCCUCAUCCCGUCGCGUCCCUCCAACCCCGGCGGCUACCCGGCGGCCGACCCGGCCAACGCGACGUCCGAGGCCGGCCGGGGCCCCGCUUGCCCCGACCAGGUGCUGCUGUACGGCCUGGCCGCGCGCGUCCUCAUCGGCCUCGUGCUCGCCACGAUCACUGCGCUCACCAUCGCGGGCAACCUCCUCGUCAUCCUCUCGGUGUGCGCCGUCAAGAAGCUGCGGCAGCCCUCCAACUACCUGCUCGUCUCGCUGGCGGCCGCCGACCUCUCCGUGGCCUUCGCCGUGAUGCCCUUCGUCCUCGUCACCGACCUCGUGGGCGGCGAGUGGAUGUUCGGCCGCGCCUUCUGCAACGUGUUCAUCGCGCUCGACGUCACGUGCUGCACGGCGUCCAUCCUCACGCUGUGCGUCAUCAGCGUGGACAGGUACCUAGGGAUCACGCGGCCGCUCACCUACCCGGUCCGGCAGGACGGGCGGCUCAUGGCUAAGAUGGUGCUGGGCGUGUGGCUCCUCUCCGCCUCCAUCACCCUGCCGCCGCUCUUCGGCUGGGCGCAGAACGUACGGGGCGAGCGCGUGUGCCUCAUCAGCCAGGACCUGGGCUACACCUUCUACUCCACCGCCGUUGCAUUCUACCUCCCCACCGCCGUCAUGCUCGUCAUGUACUACCGCAUCUACCGCGCGGCGCGCAUCAGCGCCAAGCGCCACCGCAUGGGGCUGCCGGCCCCGCCGCCGCGCUCGCCGCCGCCGCAGCCGCCGCCGCAGCAGCCGCAGCAGCAGCCACAGCCGCCGUCGUCCUUCUCAGCGCCCCGCGUCGGCUCCCCGCCUGCUACGCCGCCCCCGGCCGAGCGGCCCGGGCGCGGGGACUCGAGCGGCAGGCACCCCGAUGACGGCGACGUGGAGGCGUGGAGCGGCGAUGUCCGGGACCCCCCCCACGGGGUCUGCAUGUCCCUCAACGGGGACCACCUCAAGCGGCCACGCAGGGAGGAGGAUUGCGCCACGCUGUCUCGCUUGCUGCGCAGCGACGGGCGCAACAUCUCCAUCUUCAAGCGCGAGCAGAAGGCGGCGCGCACCCUCGGCGUCAUCCUGGGUGCCUACACCCUCUGCUGGCUGCCCUUCUUCACGCUCUCCACGGCGCGGCCCUUCAUCUGCCGCUCGUCCUUCUCCUCCGUGCCCAACGCCUCGGGCGCGACGGGCGACGGCCUCGGAGUCGGGGCGAGCGGCGGCGGCGGCUUCGGCGCGCACGGCGACUCGGACGGCCGCUUUCGGCUCAUCGCCGCUUCGGCGGGGGUCGAGCUGGGCGCCGAUCCGAGCCUGGUGGACGCGGUGUGCAGCUGCGUGCCGCUCAGCCUGGAGCGCACCUUCCUGUGGCUCGGCUACGCCAACUCGCUCGUGAACCCCCUCAUCUACGCCUCCUUCAACCGCGACCUCCGCACGGCGUUCCGCAGCGUGCUGCGCUGCCGCUACCGCAACAUCAAUCGCCGCCUGUCGGCCGAGGGCAUCCACGAGGCCCUGCGGGUGGCCGAGAGGCCUCACUUCCUGCUGUGAGGGUGAGGGGGGCCCCUGCCUCGAACGCUCCCGACCGCUCGGUCUGGACAGAAAUUUUCCCCCCCCCUACACCUUCCACCCCAGCCCUACCCCCCCAAGCCCUACCCCCCCUACACCCAGCCCCCCCCCCCCCAACCGUACCUCCCGCUGGUGAGCAGGGAGCCAAGCCAGUUACCUCGUGCUGCACAGGAGCAGCUGCCCCUGGGGUGUCCCCCCCCCUCCACCUCUUUCAAAUGUGUUGAGAAGAGAUGCGAUGUAAGUGGCCUACCGUGGUGUGAGAGCGCUUUGAGACGUCCCCCCGGCAAAAGCAACAAAUAAAACGACUACAGCGGGCACCUCCGAUUAUCACGGUUGGCAAGGUACCGUGCGAAAGAAGUUCAACAUGCUGUACAUACAUCCUUAAAAAAAAAACACUGACUUGGAACCAGAACAAUAUUGCACGAGUGAAAGGUCGGGAAAGGUGCAGCCCCGCAAGCGUCUCGCUCACGCCACUGCCGCUGGAAGGGGCCCUGCAGUAGAGGACGCUCCAGAGAGUCGCUCUGCUCUAGAGCGCGCCCGCUCGUUCCACUCUCCCACACGGGGCAGACGAUGCCAUGGAAGGACGAGGAGAUGACCAAUACCUAUAGCCGCCAUUCGCCACUCAGUCAAGGGACUGGACCCAGGUUGCCAUGGGUUGGCCGACUGAGAUGACUGACAGAUGCACACCAGCUGUGCCCCCUGCCGUGCCAACUUGCUGUGCUUUAGCCGCACGGUGCUCCGCUCGUUGUUGUGAGCGUCGCUCCUCUGCCCUCCGUCGUUGUUGGAGAGCGAACUGCCUCCAACUUCCCAGUCGCGUCCUUCACGAGCCUCCUCCUCCAUCGAGGUGAUCACCCCACGCUUUACGGCAACACCACAACGCGACCAGUCGAUCAACUAAACCGAGGUGACCCCAUGAACAAAACUGCAACUCCGUAGCGCUGAGUGGACACAGAAACGGCUGGGCAUGUAAAAAAAAGAGCUUCAUAGCUCAUCGGAUUCCUCAAGUCUAAAUAUAGGUUUUGAUUCUGAGACGGGGGAGGUGGGAGGAGGAGAGGUGGGUUAAUACUUUCCCCGUUGUCUCAGCUGCCGCGCCAGGAGAUCGAGAUGGAGGCGAUCGGGUGACCUUUACAACCACCGCCGUGGCAUCAUCCAUGGGAAUAGUUGUGUUAAUAUAAAUAUAUAUAUAUAUCUCUGUGUACACACCGUGGUCUAUACAUUCGAGAAGAGGCGUGGCCGCGGUGUCAAGGCGCGCGACAGGGAACGAGUCUCGGCCACGCAAGCGGCGUGGCCUCGGUUGAGGUGCUUCCUCGUUUUCUGUCGUAGCCGCCGAACGGAGAGCAACGGUGAGAGGAGAUCCGACGAAGGAGAGACAAGACAGAGCUGGGUGUCACCGGUUAUCCCGACUCACGCGUGACCCUUCCUGCACGUGCCGUGUCGGCGCUGAGAAGGAGGCGAGGGAGGACGCGCGAAACGAACACGAAGAGCGGGGGAAGGAUCCAGCGCUCGCCGUGAAGCGUGAGGGCCACAGCUGGGUCAAGGUCAGGGUCACAGCUAGGUCAGGGUCAGGGCCACAGCUGGGUCAGGGCCACAGCUGGGUCAGGGUCAGGGUCACAGCUGGGUCAGGGUCACGGCUAGUGCCUGGUUGGUUGGUGCGGUCGUGGUUCAGGAUAGGGCUGAUGACCGCUUGGCAUGUGUGGCUCGGGCUGGUAUUUGGGGUUGUAUAGCGUGGUUGGGGUUAGGGGUAGGGCAGAUGUUUGAUUGGCUCGCGUCCCGCAGUCCCCUUUCCCCCACCGUUUUCCAGACAUUGCCUUGCCAGAACGUCGAGACUCACGCACGCCCACACCCACGUGUUCCACUCGCUUAUAAUUUGCCAUGCAAUAUGAACAAUGGAUUAAAUGUAGUUUUGUGUUUGCUUUUAAACACACAUGUACAUACAUAAACAAAAAAAAAGACUACGAGGGCAUGGGGAAAAUGUAUAUUUGAAUGUUUACCGUCACUUGUAUAAUUAUCCUUGUUUUCGUUUGAUACACGUAUUUAUUUUAUGAAAACUAGACUGUAGAUUUUGUCCACGUUGUAUAACGAUUCUUCUUUCGCUCGCAUUUCACGUCGGGAGGAAUUAUUCCACUUAUUCGAAUAAAAAAAAGAAUAACUAACCUC